Messenger RNA from Racocetra fulgida, 1374 nucleotides. The record is from the annotation of a GenBank genome assembly. NCBI's taxonomy places the organism in Eukaryota, Fungi, Glomeromycota, Glomeromycetes, Diversisporales, Gigasporaceae.
AUGUUUAACAUUUUUUCUCGUUUCAUUUUUCAAAAAGAUUCAAGUUCCAUGCAACAAGAAUGUCGACGUGAUCUUAUAAAGCAUAUAUUGUUCGAAGCUCAAUCAAGUGCAAUAGGCAACAGCUUAAUCGAAACAUAUAAAGAAGAAUUUCGUUAUAUUGAUGAAAACCAAAUUUUAACAGAGAAAGAAAAAGUACUUGCAAAGAAAAUCAUUAACUUUAAUAAAGAUGUUGAAAACCUUCUCUUCGAAAAAGGGCAGAAGUAUAAACAUGAAGGAUGUGGUCGUUUCGGCUUUACUACUCUGUUUUGCGAACAUUGUGCUCGCGAUUGUCUUAUUAAUGAUUUCAAAAAUUGGACCUCAGGAAAUCCAAUUGUUGAUCGAGCUAUUCAAAAUGCACAAAUUAAUUGCCCUAUUCCACGUAGAGUCAUAGAAUGGGUCCCUUAUAGUGACCUGAAUGAUAUUAAAUUUAAAACUCGUGGUGGUUUUGCAUCGAUUUACACUGCUACUUGGAAAAAAGGAUAUAUUUUAUCAUUUGACAAUGAUCAAAAAUGCUUUAAAAGAUAUGGAACCGAAAAUGUAAUUCUUAAAAGGUUAGAAAAUCCUAAUGCAGAUGAAGAAUUUUUAAACGAAUUAUACUCGAGUGGAUUUCGAGUAGUAGCUUUGGGUGGGAUAUCUAAAGACCCAAAAACAGAAGAUUAUUUUCUUGUGCUUGACCAAUACGAACGAGAUUUAAGUCAAUUUAUACGAAAUAAAUAUACUUCGCUAAAAUGGAUGAAUGUUUAUAAUUUAUUUUGGGAUAUUUCUACCGCACUUUAUCGGAUUCAUCUCUCAAAUCUAGUUCACCGUGAUCUCCACCCCGGAAACGUUUUACAAAAAUUUGACGGCAGUUGGAGAAUUUCCGACUUAGGUUUUUGCAACCUAGCUCGUAAAGAAGAGAACCAUUUUUAUGGAAAUCUUCCAUACUGUGCUCCUGAGGUCAUUAAUAAUGGAGAAUAUACCAUUAAAUCAGAUAUUUAUAGUAUUGGAAUGUUAAUGUAUGAGGUUGUUACUGGUAUGCCACCAUUUUAUGAUCAGAGAAGCGAGGAUCUUGCAAUUAAUAUAUUAUGUGGAAUUCGACCGACUAUUCCGAAGGGAAUUCCAGAAUCAUAUCUACGAUUAAUGUGCAAUUGUUGGAAAUCAAAUCCGGAGGAUCGUCCUAAUAUCCUUCAUAUUGUAGAAUAUUUUUACGCAAAAAUCAAAGAAACGAUGAACAAUUCCAACGAUGUCUUAGUUGCGAUUCAAAAUCCUCCUUUUAAUGAUGGUAUUGCCAAAAGUCAAUUACAUGAAUUUAAGAAAUUUAUAAUACCUGGAGAUGCAACACAGGGUAAAAAUUAA